Messenger RNA from Polistes canadensis, 1110 nucleotides. RefSeq lists its product as uncharacterized. Lineage: Eukaryota; Metazoa; Arthropoda; Insecta; Hymenoptera; Vespidae. The coding region runs from base 1 to 1110 and encodes 369 amino acids. The record is from RefSeq and is a predicted model, not a curated record. The transcript has 8 exons.
AUGUAUUUCUGUGAUUUUACACAUAACCUUCGUGUUUACUUUUCAUUGUUGACCCCAGGUUACUCACGACCUAAACGUGUAUCACUUGCACUCGAGUGUCUCGAUACGUUUCCGAGUAAAGUUGUCGAAUUAAAUGAAAUCAUUGAAGAAUAUAUGCCGGAAUCGGCAAAGAAUAAUAGCAACAAUGCGAAUAUAACUCAUCCCAAAGCAAGAUCGGCAUCAACAUUGUCAAGUACCAAAGAUUUUACCGCUUAUUAUUCUUUAUUUAUGUGCAAUAAAAAUCGCACGAAGCAUGGAAUUCAUAAAAGACGAUAUCGAAGAAUAUACGGUGGUAAUAGCACGAACAUACGUCGAUAUCCUGGAGCCCUUGGCAGAUUAUUGGCAUUUAUUAUUAGUCGAUUAGCUUCCUGUGCCAAACAAAUCUUAUUCACGCCGUCUUAUUUCAUAAUCGACAAUGUCAUACCUAUGUUCUUUAAAAAAUCAGGGUUUAAAAGCAUACAAUGUGGACCAUCUUCCAACUGGAACUCGUCCGUAUUAGAGUACACGACUAACAACGAAAACGAUAACACGAUCGUUGGUAAUUUGAUCAGCAUCAUGCGACCAUCUGCUGUACAAUUAAUCACAGAUAUCACGAUAAUUAAACGUUGGCUACAGGCCCUUGGCCUAAUCAAAACUUCGCUCGAAUCGAUUGAAUUGACUAAUGCAACUCGUACCACCGAAACAAUCGAUUGUUGGUCUUACGAGUUAUACUUUCAUCUAAAAAAUCUUCAAGUUAAAAUUCUACAAAAAAAAGAAUCAAAAGAUUGCAACGAUGUGACACACUUGAACUUGUGGCAUCGCAUGGUCCAACUUCGUAAUAAUUAUAUUAUCCUUUACGAGACGUUGAAUAAUAAUGACAAAAUCUUGAAUCUCAAAAAUAAAAAGAAAAAGGAAAAGAAAAAAAAUUAUGCUCGAGCUUUAUCCCAAGCUUCUUCAAUUUCGGCAAACAAGUAUCGGCAACAUUAUUACAAACAUUAUCACGAAGAUUAUCGUCACUCGCAUCAUCAUUCAAAAUCAUAUGAAUACAUCAAAGACGGAAGCCGAUCUUCUCAAAUGCGAAGAAUUCUCUAA